GCACCAGACAACACCGUUCUAAUCCACGCUUGCAACACAAAAGGCAGCUGGGGCGCCGGCAUCGCGGUCGCUUUCAAGACUUUCUGUCCUCAUGCCUAUGAAGUCUACCACACGCACUGUCUCUCGACGCCCGUGCAAACAGGUACCUGUCUCCUCAUUCCACCAUGUGAGAGCGAUGCAGGCCCGAAACACUGGAUUGCGUGUCUGUUUACCAGCGCCGCGUAUGGGAAAAAGAAAGAUGCGCCGGAGGAGAUUUUGAGGAAUACGGAGACGGCGGUGAGGGAUUUGCUUGUGCAGGUGCAGUUGGCGAGGGGGAGGGACGAGAUGAUUGCAGGGCUGAGGAUGUGUAGGAUUAAUUCGGGUAGGUUUGGGGUUGAGUGGGAGAGGACUGAGGCAGUUUUG
Molecule: messenger RNA, 402 nt
Organism: Hyaloscypha bicolor E
Lineage: Eukaryota; Fungi; Ascomycota; Leotiomycetes; Helotiales; Hyaloscyphaceae
Exons: 1
Biological process (GO): peptidyl-glutamate ADP-deribosylation
Source: RefSeq, a predicted model, not a curated record